This is a messenger RNA of Pistacia vera, 1021 nucleotides long. RefSeq names its product aquaporin TIP1-1-like. Gene Ontology annotation, cellular component: plant-type vacuole membrane. The coding region runs from base 89 to 841 and encodes 250 amino acids. The record is from RefSeq and is a predicted model, not a curated record. Gene Ontology annotation, molecular function: water channel activity. Gene Ontology annotation, biological process: transmembrane transport; water transport. Lineage: Eukaryota; Viridiplantae; Streptophyta; Magnoliopsida; Sapindales; Anacardiaceae. The transcript is spliced from 2 exons.
UCAACGGCUAAACCUCACUGCUUUCUCUAUCGAGACGUCCGCAGUCCACACCACACAUUAAUAAUCUCAACCAUCCCAUCACCAAACGAUGCCGUUCAACAGAAUAUCGAUUAGACCGUCGGAAGAUUCUCCCCUUGCAAUAUUCAAAGCUCCUUUAGCUGAAUUCAUCAGCACCCUUAUAUUUGUUUUCGCUGGGGAGGGUUCAGGCAUGGCCUUCAACAAGCUCACCGAUAACGGUUCCACCACUCCGGCCGGGCUUAUUGCAGCUGCAUUGGCUCAUGGUUUCGGCCUCUUUGUCGGCGUCGCCGUCGGUGCAAACAUCUCCGGUGGGCAUGUGAAUCCCGCCGUGACGUUUGGGGCGUUUGUUGGUGGACACAUUAGUUUGGUAGAUGGCAUUUUGUAUUGGAUUGGUCAGCUUCUUGGUUCCACUGUGGCUUGCUUGCUCCUUAAAUUUGCCACUAAUGGCAUGACGACCUCAGCAUUUGCUUUAUCUUCUGGAGUGACUGUGUGGAACGCUUUUGUUUUUGAGAUAGUGAUGACUUUUGCGCUGGUUUACACUGUUUACGCCACCGCCAUUGAUCCAAAGAAGGGCAGCGUUGGGGUCAUAGCACCAUUAGCAAUUGGCCUCGUUCUUGCAGCUAACAUUUUGGCCGGUGGGGCAUUUGAUGGAGCAUCCUUGAACCCAGCCAUGUCGUUUGGGCCCGCUUUGGUGAGCUGGGAUUGGACCAACCACUGGAUUUACUGGGCUGGGCCUCUCAUUGGAGGUGGGAUUGCUGGGCUUGUUUAUGAGACCUUGUUCAUCAGUCAAUCCUAUGAACCCAUACCCGUCAGUGAGGCUUAGCAGAAAAAUUAGCCCAAUGAUCUUAUGGAUGAGAAAUAGCCGCUUUUUGAUUUGUUGUGUGAAUGAUUUGAUUCCAAUUCUUGCUCUAUUUGUGGGCUUGACAUUGAUUUAUGCAUCAUUUUUAUUAUUGUAAUUGUUAUUACAUGGCCCAGCAUUUAAUUCAAGCAAAUGAUUAGUUUA